Messenger RNA from Nannospalax galili (Upper Galilee mountains blind mole rat), 855 nucleotides. RefSeq names its product olfactory receptor 4A5-like. Gene Ontology annotation, molecular function: G protein-coupled receptor activity; olfactory receptor activity. Gene Ontology annotation, biological process: G protein-coupled receptor signaling pathway. The transcript has a single exon. The record is from RefSeq and is a predicted model, not a curated record. The coding region runs from base 1 to 855 and encodes 284 amino acids. NCBI's taxonomy places the organism in Eukaryota, Metazoa, Chordata, Mammalia, Rodentia, Spalacidae. Gene Ontology annotation, cellular component: membrane.
AUGGGACAGAGCAGGAAUGUCACAGAAUUUGUCCUCCUUGGCCUCAAUCAGGAUCCUGUUCUACAAACAGCACUCUUCGUAAUGUUUUUAUUUAUCUACAUUGUGACAAUUGUGGAAAACCUGCUCAUUAUAGUGACAGUUAUUGCCAGCCCCUCCUUGGACUCUCCAAUGUACUUCUUCCUAGCCUGUUUUUUCCUCCUGGACGCUGUUUAUGCCACUGUCAUCUCUCCCAAUUUGAUCAUGGACUUAAUCUGUGACAAAAAGACCAUCUCCUUCUCAUCCUGCAUGGGACAGCUAUUUACAGAGCAUUUAUUUGGUGGAGCUGAUGCGUUCCUUCUGGUGGCGGUGGCCUGUGAUCGCUAUGUGGCCAUCUGUAAACCACUGCACAAUGUGGCCAUCAUGAAUCGAAGAAUUUGCAUACUCUUGGUAGUGGUGGCCUGCACUGGGGGAUUCACACACUCUUUGGUUCAAAUUCUCUUUGUUUAUAACCUUCCUUUCUGUGGUCCUAAUGUCAUUGACCACUUCAUGUGUGACAUGUAUCCGUUAUUAGGACUUGUGUGCACUGACACCUAUUUCCUUGGCAUCACUGUAGCUGCCAGAAGGCACAAAGCCCUGUCCACCUGCACCUCCCACAUCAUGGUGGUUGUCUGCUUUUUCGUCCCCUGUAUUUUCAUGUAUGCUAGACCUGUUUCCAACUUUCCUAUUGAUAAGUCUAUUGCUGUUUUUUAUACAGUCAUCACUCCCAUGUUGAAUCCCUUGAUAUAUACCUUGAGAAAUUCUGAAAUCAAAAAUUCUAUGCAAAAGCUCUGGUGUAAGUUGUUAACCAGAGAUCGAAUAAGACGGUUUCCUGGAUGA